Messenger RNA from Aspergillus fumigatus Af293, 738 nucleotides. The record is from RefSeq and is a predicted model, not a curated record. NCBI's taxonomy places the organism in Eukaryota, Fungi, Ascomycota, Eurotiomycetes, Eurotiales, Aspergillaceae.
AUGGUUACCGAAGCUGCUAGUAUCUACCCGGCUCUCCAGGACCGCCCUAUUAAAAACACAAUCUGCCUGUUCGAUGUUGAUGAGACGCUGACACCUGCGAGACGGGUCGGCGGAUCCAACCUUGCCAAGCAACAAGAGCAACUUGGAACGGGGGCGACGGACGUGACCUCCCUUUUCGAUUUCUGCUUCCCGGAGAAUGGUUUGAUGGCUUUUCGUCUGGGCAAGCCUCUUGCCAGCACCAGCUUCAUUGAGUGGAUCGGCGAGGAGAAAUACCAGAAGCUGGUGAACUUCAUCCUCAGAUACUUUGCGGACUUGCAGUUGCCCAAGAAGCGUGGUACCUUCAUUGAAUUCCGAAACGGAAUGAUCAAUGUUAGUCCGAUAGGCAGAAAUGCAAGUGUUGAAGAGAGGAACGAAUAUGACAAAGAACACCACAUCAGAACAGAUAUGGUCAACGCGCUGAAGAAGGAGUUCCCUGAUUAUGGCCUCACCUACUCUAUCGGCGGCCAGAUUUCUUUUGACGUCUUCCCCACUGGUUGGGACAAGACCUAUUGCCUGCGGCACGUUGAAGCCGAGAAAGAAAUUUCUGGGGUUGAGUACACAACAAUCCACUUCUUCGGAGAUAAAUGUUUUCCUGGAGGUAAUGACUACGAGAUCUACUCAGACCCGCGGACGAUAGGUCAUUCCGUACAUGGUCCCGAGGAUACCAUGAAGCAGCUUAAGGAAUUGUUCCAGCUAUGA